This is a messenger RNA of Pseudogymnoascus destructans, 2901 nucleotides long. RefSeq names its product GCD complex subunit gcd7 (gene GCD7). Gene Ontology annotation, cellular component: eukaryotic translation initiation factor 2B complex. The record is from RefSeq and is a predicted model, not a curated record. The coding region runs from base 194 to 1606 and encodes 470 amino acids. Gene Ontology annotation, biological process: translational initiation. Gene Ontology annotation, molecular function: guanyl-nucleotide exchange factor activity; translation initiation factor activity. The transcript has 3 exons. Lineage: Eukaryota; Fungi; Ascomycota; Leotiomycetes; Thelebolales; Thelebolaceae.
AUAAUAGCCUUAUAACUUGCGCCUUUUAUUUUCUUCGACCUCCACGCAUACUGUCACGGCAUAGAGAAAUACGCAUUUAAGAUCUACCUAGUUGCAAUUCACUGCCCACAAACUCAACUUCAAAAGCGAAAGAGUCGCACAUUUCAAUAGCCUCAUAAAACGAACGAAGCCAACCCCCCGCCCCCGCGCGACAAUGGCGCCUUCUCAAGCUGGCUACACGCCAACCCUGUCAACAUUUCUAGCAUAUCUCAAGGACAAGGAGUAUCAUCCUGUGGAAUCAUGCAUUGAGCUGCUCGUCUCACUCCUCAAACAAAGACAAAUUAGGAACUCGAGGCCAUGUGCCGUCGCGACGGCAAAACUAUUGCGCCGAGUCGUAUCAAGCUUGAAAUGGAGAGAUGCAGAGGAUCUUAUUCGACGCAUACAGGAUGUGGGACAAAGGCUCAUGGAAGCCCAGCCAAGAGAGAUGGUGGUGGGCAACAUUGUCCGACGUGUAUUGGGUCUGAUCAGGGAUGAAAUUCUGGAAGAGAGAAAUGAAGACGUCAGCAGCGAUGCUGGUUCUGUGACGCCAAAUCGAAUGCACGCCCCCCCAGCAUUGAGCCACCCGCGACCAUCUACUGCCGACUCAGCGCCAGCAAGAAACCCGUUUGACCAGCACGCGAGGCCGUCUCUCAUGACUUCCCAUACAUCAUACGCAGUAGCGGGCGGAGUCCCUGCUGUCCAGUCGAUGUUCAGCCUCCUCUCAGCUACUCCGUUCGAGGACCCUACACCCCCAGGAGUGCCACCACCGAACGACAAAGGCGUCGAUGCAGCAGCGCUUUCAAGGAGGAUUGCAACUAGCACUCGGGACCUAAAAUCGGAGAUUUGUGACGGCAUCAACGAGAUCAUCGACGAACUUCUCCAAUCCGACGAGCGAAUUGCGAGUUAUGCCCACGAGUACAUCCACUCCAACGAGAUUAUCCUCACACAUACAUCGUCACAGACGGUACACCAGUUUCUUCUCAAAGCGGCAGCAAAGCGCAAGUUUACGGUUAUCGUUGCAGAAUCAUAUCCUAAUGAUCAUGAGCAGACGCAUAGUGCUGCUAUGGGUGUGCUAACUCCACAUGACGACGAGGAGGAUGAACUGGGCCUCGAGCAGUUCCAAAAGUCAUUAACAGCAGCAGGCCUUACCGUGGUCCUGAUCACAGAUUCGUCCGUCUUCGCGAUCAUGUCGCGAGUGAACAAGGUGAUUCUGGCGACACAUGCAGUUAUUGCCAACGGCGGUUUAGUUGCGGCAUCUGGAGCUCGCAUUAUCGCCAAAGCCGCCAACAAGCACAGGACACCCGUCAUUGUGGUAUCUGGUGUUUAUAAGCUUAGCCCCCAGUAUCCUUAUGAGUUCGAAUCACUGAUCGAAUAUGGCGACCCGUCGAAGAUUAUCACCUACGAGGACGGUGGCUUUGUGGAGAAGAUGGACGUCGAGAACCCACUCUUUGAUUAUGUCCCUCCGGAGCUUGUUGACCUUUACAUCACCAACCUUGGGGCACACGCACCAUCAUAUCUCUACAGAAUCGUGGCGGAUCAUUAUAAGCCCGAGGAUACAAACUUCCACAACCCGCAAGUUCGAUUUUGAGGGACUGAAAACGACCAAAAACGAGCUGUCAAAACAUUUCAGCGAUCGGCGACACGCGGCCUCGCCGUCAUCUCUUCAGGAUAGAUAUGCGCUUCGUAAGGCUUGUUUCUGCCGCACGACAAUUAACUUGUUCGCCAGUCUCUGUUUAGGUUGCAUAUCCCGUGGGAAACGCGUAAGCCAGAAUAGCGCCGCUUCUUGACAUCUGUCACUAAGCUAUGGUUGGGUAGCUAGGUAGGGCCGCGUUGGCUCAGCCUUGCACAUCCCUGUGACAUCCAGGAGCGGCAAAGGACUUUCCCCGCUCAAAUAGAUAAUUCAGCUCUGAAGUAAUGCGACAACGUGCAAGACUUUGGAUUCUUCGCUGCCGUGAUCCUUUGGUGAUGCUCUAAAUCUUGAACCGUCAGUCGACAUCGACGCAGCAGUUGGUCCUUUCUUCUUGCCUCGACACCUAUUGUCAGCUUAUCUAUCACCUAUUUACUACCACAUAAGCAGUGCUUUGGUACACUUCCAGCCAUGGACAACGUACCCCCUCCUCCCUACAGUGAAACGGACAUUUAUUCGAGCUCCGUCCGCUCGCCUUUGAGCGCUCCUCCUGACCUAAGCCGCUCGACCACUCAAACCGAUGAUGCCUCUCAAGCUUCGACUAACAACUCAGUCAUUUAUACUCCAGCCGAGUCUGUGAAUAACGACUCUUAUGCGUCAGCCGCCCGCCUAUACUUUGAAAGCCGCCCGCCCCCACGGAGGGUUCCCAGACGUCCCAUUUCCUAUGAGAUCGUCGUAGGGCCCGCGAGCACACCAGACGACUUGCCUUAUAUCCCCGAAUUCGCAGAUUUAGAUAUUACAACUCAGGAUUGGGCGACAUUUAUAAACUAUGCCAUCCCCCACCAUAUCGAUCAGUCAAAUGGGCUCGUGGCGAACGAGAAAAUGAAGGCAGAAGUUCUCGAUAGACGUAUGCAUGGGCUUACUAUUUCGCCAGAAGGCGAAUCGGACUUAUCUGCAGUUGAUGCACAGCUAAAUAGCCUCCAGCCCUCCAAAGUCGAUCUAUCAGGACCUCCGGAAGAUGAUAUCGCAGCUGUGGUCUUGGAGUGGAAUACUGGAUUUUUUGGACCUAGAGGGGUCCGCGUUUUAGCUAAUGUGAGCGAACCGGAUCCGCCGGCUCUUCCGCCAAGGACUACCACAGAGCAACCGGCUACGAGGUCGAUGCCCUCCAGGCCGGGAUGGCAGACUGCAGGUUCGGAAACGGCCUCGGAUCGUGAUAGUGUGGGCGGGGAACGAGAACAGAGGGGAUGGGGUUGGGG